UUUUGCCGCGCUGGGGGUCAGUGUGCGGCGAAGUUUAGAGCAGAAGAAGCAGCGGCGGCAUUAGUGAGGGCAGCGCGUUUUUAUUUCUGACUGGAAUCCGCCACAGCCUCGCUGACAAGCAGCCAUGCCAAGCACCAGGUCUCGGUCUCAAAGCUCCAUUCAGUUUCCCAAGAAAAAGACUUCUCAGACGCUCGCCAAAGAGGUCUCACGUGCAAAGAGCAAGUCUGAGAUCUGCUCCUCUGUCUCCCUCCCGCUCUCUCCACUUCCCAAAGAGCUUCCCCUCAGUCCACGCAAACGGCUCGGUGAUGACAAUCGUUGCAACAUUCCUCCGACAUUAAGCUGCUCCCCACCCAAGCAGUCUCGCAAAGAGACUGGCCAGCCAACCACCCCUAAGGGGCGCCGUUUACUUUUUGAUGAGAACCAGGCUGCAGCAGCGACACCACUAUCCCCCCUCAAGAAGCUACAGGAUCCUUAUCUGCUGUCCCCUGUGAGAAAGGGGCAAGAGACCCCACCCAGCUCUCGUAAGCAAAGGAACAGUGUGGGGGUCCAGCUAUUUAAACAGGAGGGCUCCUGCUAUCAGAAGGCUAAGCACGCUUUGAAUACGGCUAUACCCGAGCGCCUGUUGGCUCGUGAGAGUGAGACUGCAUUUAUCAAGACCUUCCUGACCAGUCAUGUUUCUGCUGGGAAAGCCGGGAGCCUUUACAUAUCUGGUGCUCCUGGAACUGGCAAAACUGCGUGCUUGAAUAAGCUGCUGCAGGAGAGCAAGGAUGAUCUCAAGCAGUGCAAGACUGUUUACAUCAACUGCAUGUCAUUACGCAGCUCCCAGGCAGUGUUUCCGGCAAUAGCUGAAGAAAUCUCUGGGGGGAAAUCUUCCCUUGCUGCAAAAGACAUGGUCAGGAAUUUGGAAAAGCUGGUGACUUCAAAGGGUCCAAUCAUCUUGUUGGUGUUGGAUGAGAUGGAUCAGCUGGACAGUAGAGGACAGGAUGUCUUGUACACAGUGUUUGAGUGGCCUUGGCUCCCAAAUUCCAGGAUGGUUCUAAUUGGCAUUGCUAAUGCGUUGGAUUUGACAGACCGUAUUUUGCCAAGGCUACAAGCUCGUCCCCAGUGCAAGCCACAGCUGCUUAAUUUUUCUCCAUAUACAAAGGAUCAGAUUGCUACCAUUCUGCAAGACAGACUAAAUCAGGUGUCAGGUGAUCAAGUUCUGGAUAAUGCUGCUAUUCAGUUCUGUGCCAGGAAAAUCUCAGCGGUCUCUGGAGAUGCACGGAAGGCACUAGAUAUCUGCAGGAGAGCCGUGGAAAUUGUGGAAGCGGAUGUACGGGGCCAGACUGUCCUUAAGCCGCUAACUGAAUGUCUAUCUCCUAGUAAAGAAGCCCCAUCAAACCCUGUUCCAAAAAAGGUCAGCCUUCCACACAUCUCCCGUGUUCUGUCAGACGUGUACGGAGACAAGAUGGCAAUCAAUGGGGGGUCCAGCGACAGCUUUCCUUUACAGCAGAAACUGCUGGUCUGUGCCCUGCUGCUAAUAACUCGCCAAAGCAAGAUCAAGGAGGUCACGCUUGGCAAGGUGCAUGAGGCAUACAGUAAAGUCUGCCGAAAGCAACAGGUUCCUGGAGUUGGCCAAUCAGAGUGCCUGUCGCUUUGUCAGCUCCUGGAGACGAGGGGUAUUCUGGGCCUAAAGAAAGCCAAGGAGGCCCGGCUUACAAAGGUCUCUCUCAAGAUAGAGGAGCGGGAUAUUGAGCAUGCAUUCAAGGAUAAACUUCUAAUCGGGAAUGUUCUCAAUUCAGGGAUUUAAUGUUAGUUUUAGUCUACUUUUUAUCUCUAGCCUAACUUCUGUAAAAUUAUGUACAAUUUUAUGCCUACUGUAUAUUUAGAAUUUUUAUAUUUUGGACACAUGACUGUAUAUAGCCUUUUUUUAUUUAUAAAGGAGGGUGAAAAAUCACAGGCCUUUUAAACACAGGCAAACAAUUACUUUUCAAUAUUUGGUUGUUUUCUACUGUUCAGUACAGUCAUAAAGAUUGACCUGUUUUGUAAAGUAUCUGCACGUGACAUAACUAGUUUCUGCUGUAAAUAAAUAUAGUCUGGUUUUAAUUUGCUGUCGUGUGCAGCAGAUGUUAAUCUUUAAGUAUCUGUAAGGUACGGCCCUGUUUGUUUUUUUUAUAGACAAGGUGUUUUUAUGCCCUGGAUUAGACUUGCGUUUUAUUCAAGAAUCCACUUCUGUUUUAAUAAACAUUAAACCAUUUUUUGCUUUUUUUUUUUUGCUUUCUAUUGUGAAGGGAUAUGGCCAACUCUGAUGAAUAAAACACAUCAGUUUGUUUGAGGUGG
Molecule: messenger RNA, 2319 nt
Organism: Xenopus laevis (African clawed frog)
Lineage: Eukaryota; Metazoa; Chordata; Amphibia; Anura; Pipidae
Gene: cdc6.S
Product: cell division cycle 6 S homeolog
Biological process (GO): mitotic DNA replication checkpoint signaling; cell division; DNA replication initiation
Cellular component (GO): nucleus; spindle; cytoplasm
Molecular function (GO): ATP hydrolysis activity; DNA replication origin binding
Source: RefSeq, marked provisional